AUGACUUUGAUCUCCAAAUUCAGUAGCACUUUGGCUACCUCGCUCGCUUUAUUGACUUCCGCCUACGGUCUUGAUGUGUCCAAGGACACCAUCUACUCCGACUUGACCUCGGUGGACCUCUACAACCUUGACGUUGAGAAGGGUGCUUUCUUCACCCUCUUGAACAUCGGCGACAUCUCCAACUCUGGCUCCCUCAACAACAAGGGCGAGUUGUACGUCACUUCCAACAACUACAAGCCUGUGUCCUACUCCCAGAACGGUCAGGACUUCAUCAACUCUGGUAAGGCUUCUUUCGACUCCAGACAGGCCAACAGCGCUGGUAAGAUCAACAUUAAUGUCGACAACUUUGAGAACCACGGUGAGGUGUGGUUCGGUACUUCCGACUCCUCUCUUUUCCCAAAGAUUGGUCUUGUGUCCCUCAAGAGCUUCGACAACUACGGUAAGCUUUCCGUUGCUCAAUCUCGUGGUGACGCCGGCCUGGUCAACUUCAUCGACGGUACUUUCGAUUUGAACAACAACGGUGCCAUUUGUGUGGAAAACCUCAGAUGGUCCCAGCUCACCGGUAUCAACGGUCCUGGUUGUAUUGCUCUCGGUGAGAAGGCCGAGCUCGACCUCGCCAAGCUCAUUUCCAUUGACGAACAGCAGACCAUUGCUUUCACCGGCAAGGACUCUGUUCUCAGCAUCCUUGGUUUGACCGAAGCCCUUACCGGUACCAGAACAUACAACGUUGCUGGUUUCGGUUCUGGUAACAAGAUAGAAGUCAACCUUGGUUUCACUUCCCACGAGUACAAGGGCGACACCUUGUCCCUUUCCUUCCUCUUUGGUGUGUUCAAGAUCGACUUCAAGAUCGGUGAGGGCUACGACAGUGACAAGAUCAAGGCCGACGGCAUUUUGGGCGGCGGUUUCGCCAUCACCUACGAUGCUGACUCUCCAACCAGCGUCCCUGACAAGUGUCACUGCGACCCAUUCCCCCAGGCCAAGACUUCUGCUGAGAUCACUUCUUCUGCUGCUUCCCUGGCUUCUUCUGCCAUUUCCUCGAUCUCCUCGUCCCUCGCUUCCGAGGCUUCCUCCGUGAAGUCCGAGGUUUCUUCCAGUGAGUCUUCUGUGAGCUCGUCUGUGUCUUCUGCUGCUUCUUCUUUGAGCUCCGUUGCACUGACCAUCUCCCUGAGUGCUUCGUCUGCUGUUUCUUCUGCUGCCUCGUCUGCUUCUUCUGCUGUCUCCUCCGAUUCUUCUGCCGCUUCGUCUGCCGCUUCCUCUGCUGCUUCUUCUGCCGCUUCGUCGUUGGUCUCGUCGGCAUCUAGCUCGCUCGCUAGCUCAGCUUCUAGUUCAGCUUCUUCUGCUGGUUCUUCUGGUGCCUCAUCCUCAGCUGGUUCAUCCUCAGCUGGUGCCUCCUCUGUUGGCGCUUCUGCUGGCGUCUCUUCCGCUGUUGGCACUACCUACCUGACUGAUGUUGCCACCACCUACUCUGACGGCAGUGUUGCUUCUGUUUCAGGUGAGGUUAUCGUGACUGUCGGUCCAGAUGGCAAGCCAACCACAACCACCAAGACCUUCCCUUACGGUACCAAGACCAUUUCUGGUACUAUCACCGAGUGGGAGACCUACUGUCCUGUCUGCCCUGACCACAAGACCACUGUCUCUGGUUGGGUCUACACAACCACUGUUGGUGGUACCGUUACUCUCACCACUGAGGUUUGCCCACCAGGCGCCACUGCUCCAGCAGGUACUCCACCUUCUCCAGUUGCUUCUGGUUCUUCUUACACCUCUGUUGUCAACGGCAAGACCGAGUCUGGUGUUGUGUACAAGACUACCAUCGAGGGUACCAAGACCGUCUACACCUCUGUGUGUCCAGAGGAGACCCCAGCUCCAUCUGCUGCUCCUUCUUCCGGUCCAGCUCCAGCUCCAUCUGCUGCUCCUUCAUCUGGUCCAGGUCCAGCUCCAUCUGUUGCUCCUUCCUUCGGUCCAGGUCCAGCUCCAGCCCCAAGUCACCCAUCCACUGUUGCUGGCGAGAGCACCGGCCCAGCUCCAUCUGUGGUUCCAGCCUCUUCUGCUCCUGCUCCUUCUUCUGCACCAGCUGUUUCCACUUACGAGGGUGGUGCUGCUGCCCAGGUCAUCAACUUCUCUUGGUUAAUCUCAUUGGUUGCUUUCGCUUUCUUCUAA
Molecule: messenger RNA, 2157 nt
Organism: Candidozyma auris
Lineage: Eukaryota; Fungi; Ascomycota; Pichiomycetes; Serinales; Metschnikowiaceae
Exons: 1
Coding region: 1-2157 (718 amino acids)
Source: RefSeq, a predicted model, not a curated record